This is a messenger RNA of Penicillium atrosanguineum, 675 nucleotides long. RefSeq names its product bifunctional thymidylate/uridylate kinase. The record is from RefSeq and is a predicted model, not a curated record. Gene Ontology annotation, molecular function: ATP binding; dTMP kinase activity. Gene Ontology annotation, cellular component: nucleus; cytosol; cytoplasm. The coding region runs from base 1 to 675 and encodes 224 amino acids. The transcript has 2 exons. Gene Ontology annotation, biological process: dTDP biosynthetic process; dTTP biosynthetic process; dUDP biosynthetic process. NCBI's taxonomy places the organism in Eukaryota, Fungi, Ascomycota, Eurotiomycetes, Eurotiales, Aspergillaceae.
AUGACAGGCACGUCGCAACAAACGCGUACGCAACGCGGAGCGCUCAUCGUGGUGGAGGGACUCGACCGCGCCGGCAAAUCAAGCCAAUGCGAGAUGCUACAGACCUACCUCAAGGAGCAAGGGCACAGUGUGAAAUACAUUCGAUUUCCAGACAGGACCACGCCCAUCGGAAAGCUCAUAGAUAGCUAUUUACGCGGCUCAGCCAACCAAGAAGAUCACGCCAUCCAUCUCCUAUUCUCUGCAAACCGCUGGGAAAUUGCCAAGAGCAUCGAAGAAGAUAUCAAUAGCGGAAUCACCGUCAUCGUGGACCGCUACUCAUACUCGGGGGCCGUUUAUUCCGCUGCCAAGGCCAACCCCACGCUCUCGCUAGAGUGGGCCUGGCAGCCCGAGCUCGGUCUCCCCCGUCCGGAUAUUUGCUUGUUCCUCAGUAUUUCGGCUGAAGAAGCUGCCAAGCGUGGCGGCUAUGGGGCGGAGAGAUAUGAGAAUGAGACUAUGCAGACUCGCGUGCGGGAGCUCUUCCGCACGCUGUUUGAACGCCAGAAGGACGUUUAUGUUGUCGAUGCGGGAAAGACACUGACGGAGGUAUCGAAGGAUAUCCAGAAUGCCGUCUUAAAUUGCCUUGCGUGUCUUGAUACGAUUGGAUCAUUGAGGAAGCUGGGGCCGCUCGCCAAGUAG